Messenger RNA from Triplophysa rosa, 2985 nucleotides. It is a transcript of the gene tesk1b, whose product is annotated as testis associated actin remodelling kinase 1b. The record is from RefSeq and is a predicted model, not a curated record. Gene Ontology annotation, biological process: positive regulation of stress fiber assembly; actin cytoskeleton organization; protein phosphorylation. Bases 574 to 2646 code for a protein of 690 amino acids. NCBI's taxonomy places the organism in Eukaryota, Metazoa, Chordata, Actinopteri, Cypriniformes, Nemacheilidae. Gene Ontology annotation, cellular component: nucleus; cytoplasm. The transcript is spliced from 11 exons. Gene Ontology annotation, molecular function: ATP binding; protein serine/threonine kinase activity.
UGCGAUUACACGCACGCAGACACCGGGGUCUCCCCGUUUUAUAGCUGUUAAGAUGAAACGCGAGGAAACCUGAGCGUACCGUCGGAGGAUUUCAGUAUAUUUACAACGGGGCAACAUCUAGAAGGUGCCUAAGACUUUAUAAAUUGAUACCUGAGCAGAACAGCGCAGGGUAGUUAAACUGGACGGAACGGAUUUCCGAUGGACGUAAUUGUCGCGAAAUUACGACGUUGCUUUUAGGUUACUUUAGAGACUUAUUGGAAUAUGUGACGCGUUGCUGAAAGUGAGGCCAGACAUCAGUAUGUAGGAAGCGAUGCACGAAACCUGAAGAUCAAUGCAACGUCGGUCACGGAUUUUGAGAGAAGGUGUUGCCGCGCGAGGCCUGACUGACAGCUGCAUUUAGUACAAACCGCACUUAAAGCAACCAGACGAUUGCGUAUAGCGUUUCUUAACUUGAUCGAGAGGCGGACCGCUCUUUUUUCUUGUCAAACAAGGACCUUGAAACUGCAGUGUCAGUGUCGCGUGCGUGUCAGAGACAUGUAAACGCGCACGUUGGAAUUUAAAGUGCGCGAGCUAAUGUCAUCCGGGACCAUAGUUAUGGACCACGAUGACCUGGACCCGGAGGCUUCGGAUUCUGCCAUGCACGGGAUUUACGGAGCGCACCGGCCCAGGCCCUCCUCUUACCGGGCGCUGCGAAGCGCCGUGUCCAGCCUGGCACGAAUAGAUGACUUUAUUUGCGAGAAGAUCGGCUCAGGUUUCUUUUCGGAGGUUUUCAAGGUGCAGCAUCGUGUCACAGGGAAGGUGAUGGCUCUGAAGAUGAACACUAUGGCCAGUAACAAAGCCAACAUGCUAAAGGAAGUACAACUGAUGAACCGCCUCAGGCAUCCCAACAUACUCAGGUUUGUGGGAGUGUGUGUACACGAGGGACACCUCCAUGCUCUCACAGAGUACAUUAACGGUGGUAACCUAGAGCAGCAAUUGAACAGUGAUGUGUUCCUCUCGUGGUCUGUGAGAAUAAGCCUCAGUCUGGACAUUGCCAGAGGACUGCAGUACCUCCACAGCAAGGGCAUAUUUCAUAGAGACCUCACAUCAAAGAACUGUCUCGUGCGAUUGGAGAACGGGCACUGCAGUGCUGUGGUGGGGGACUUUGGCCUUGCAGAGAAAAUUCCUGAGCACAGUGAUGGGACAGACAAACAGUCCUUGGCUGUCGUUGGCUCUCCAUACUGGAUGGCUCCAGAAGUGCUGAGAGGAGAACAUUACAAUGAAAAGGUGGAUGUAUUUGCAUAUGGUAUCAUUCUCUGCGAGAUCAUUGGUCGGAUACAGGCAGAUCCUGACUUCUUGCCACGGACUGAGGACUUUGGUUUAGAUGUGGAGGCUUUCAAGCAGAUGGUGGUAGACUGUCCUCCUCAUUUCUUUAACCUCUCUGUCACCUGCUGCAGCAUGAAUCCACAGAGUCGGCCCUCAUUCACAGAGGUGGUGGAAGAGCUGGAGAAGAGAGUGACAGAUGGAGAGCAGAGUCGAUGUGUGGAGCCUGAUGUUCCGGACCUGUUGUCUCCGAACUCUGCAUCGAAAAGCAUUCUCAAUCGAAAGCUUUCUCUAGACGUCCCCGCCGACACUCGUCUCUGCCGCAGCAAGUCGGACGUGCUCCGCCCUUCAGACUCCCUCCUGAGCCAUGCCACACCCACCCGGGUCAACCCCUUCUCCCAGCGGCUGGACCUCAACGGCGGCCGCAUCAAGCUCUUCGAUACCCCCAGCAAGUCGGUCAUUUCCCUCACCUUUGCGCUCCCCCCACCCCCUGACCCCUGUAGCCCCAUCUCCAACAAUAAAGCCCCACCCCAUUUUCAUAGACGCAGCCAAUCGCUGCCUGGCACAGCAGACGACAUCAAGUCCCUGUGCAGCAGCACUGAAAAGGACAAACGCAGGAAUAAUGAAAGCGUUAUGGAUGUUUUGAAACUUGAUGUGCGCACACACGAAGCGAAUCCUGUUAAUGGCAGUAUGCUGGACAUGGGGAGAGACAGUGUGUUGACCAUGAGCAAUGAGAGUAUUUUUGACUUGCCUAACACUAGUGGACUUGUUGAUACACCUAGUGAGGAUAUUAGGCAGUCAUACCCUGAGCAGGACCAACAGGAAAGGGAUCUCGAAACGAAAAGUCGUGAUGCUGUAGCUGAUGACUCCGGACUGCCGUUAGAUCUUGAAUCUGCAAACAGAUCGACAUUAGAGGAGAGUUUCGAGGAGCCCAUGGACUGCACUAGCUCUCCUGAUACACCAGAUGGCGCUGUUCCUACAUCACCCAAACAUUUUUUAAGUGGCUGGAGCUCCCCCAUCUUCAACGGACCACCCUCGUUGCCACCUUUACUAGACACGGACAACAACAACGGCACCAUCCCCAUAAGUCGAUCCGUGGGAUGGGGGACUAACAACUCUAAUGGUGCCACGACUCCCCUUACGCCUCCAGAACCGGAUGAGGUCAUAUCCUGUCCUGGAUGCUGCUUAUCGGGGAUGAGUUUUCCCUCCAUUUGUGCACGUGGACCUCGACAGAACCCUUACAAGAACUUAAAUGGCGAGGCAGCUGGGAAAAGGCUUCUGUGCAAGGCGUUGCCACCCUCACCCACAGAGCCAAACGUUGCUCUGCCUGGCACGAGAACAUAAUGAGUCUGAUGUAAAUGAAUGCUGCAUGAUACAUGAGCACUAAGCUUAAAGUCGAUGCUACUGCUUUAUGUGUUCGAGCUGAAAUUGAAUUGAAAAAUGUCAUUUUGCAGAAAAUUGCUAUAUUGGUUAGACUAGGUGGGUCAUUUAGCGUUCCUGUCCAACGUUCUAGUCCCCUAAACUGGAAUGUUUUCAUUAGUUUUAUGCCUCUAAUGUAAUAAAGACUAGUUUAUGUCAAUAUUUUUGUUAUUUUUACAGUUAUUUGAGAGUUUAUGAAAGUACUUUGAGAAUGGAAAAAAUGCUGAGAUUUAAUAUUUUAUUAAUGACAUUAAAAAUGGCAUU